This is a messenger RNA of Fusarium falciforme, 2178 nucleotides long. Its product is annotated as Transket-pyr domain-containing protein. Lineage: Eukaryota; Fungi; Ascomycota; Sordariomycetes; Hypocreales; Nectriaceae. The record is from RefSeq and is a predicted model, not a curated record. Gene Ontology annotation, cellular component: cytosol. Gene Ontology annotation, molecular function: transketolase activity. The transcript has 3 exons. Gene Ontology annotation, biological process: pentose-phosphate shunt.
UUGGCACAGCAUAACACAGCAUACACCAAGAUUUGUUUCCAAUUAUCGUCGAAAAUGACAGUGUCCAAUCAGACCUUGGCGCCGCUAGUGCCUCCUAGCCGAGAGGAGAAGGCAAACGGCUGGCCUAAGCACAUCGACGACGACGAUCAAGCCGUCCUGGUGCUACGAAACCUCAUUUUCGACAUUUGUAACCAGAACAAUGGUGGACAUGGUGGGUCAGCCAUUGGUAUGGCCGCUAUUGGUGUUGCACUAUGGAAGCACACAAUGCGUUACAAUCCGUCGAAUCCAGAAUGGUUCAACAGAGACCGUUUUGUACUAUCCAAUGGUCACGCCGCCAUGUUUUUGUAUGCUCUGAACCAUCUCGUCGGCUAUGACGACUGGACGAUGGACGAAAUCAAAGGUUAUGGAAGUGCUAAAGUGGAUGGCUACAUGACCCUUUCCCAUGCUCAUCCAGAAAUUGGGGUUCCAGGAGUCGAAGUCACUACAGGACCCUUGGGUCAAGGUAUCGCCAAUGCUGUCGGUCUCGCUAUUGCAAGCAAGAACCUGUCUGCGCGCUUCAACCGGCCCGGCUUCGAUGUUGCCACGUCUCGUAUAUACUGCAUGACUGGAGAUGGGUGCUUGAUGGAAGGAGUGGCACUGGAAGCCAUGUCAAUCGCUGGUAACCUUCAACUGGAUAACUUGGUCGUCAUCUAUGACAACAAUCAAGUGACUUGCGAUGGACCCCUCGACUGGAUCAAUGUCGAGGACAUUAACUCCAAGAUGCGUGCAAGUGGCUGGCAUGUUCUUGAAGUUGACGAUGGCUCCUACGACGUCAAGAAGAUUGUCUCAGCACUGGACUAUGCAGGAACUCUCAUCAAAAAGCCGGUCUUCAUUAAUGUCCGCACAGUCAUUGGUCUUGGUACCUCUAGUGCUGGAACAUUCAAGGCGCAUCACGGUGCAUUUGAUGCUGAGAGUGUGGCUGAAUCGAAACGUUUGGCGGGACAGGAUCCCUCUGCAACGCACCAAAUACCUUCUUCCGCCCUCAAGUAUUUCAGAGAGAGGAAGCAACACGGUCAGAAGCUACAAAGCGACUGGGAGAGCUUGCUCGAGGAAUACCGCUCAGCUCACCCCGAACUAGCCGAGGAGUUUCGAAAGAGACGAGCUGGCGACAAUGGAGAUGAGUGGCGCAGGAGUCUUGAGACGAUAGACUCGGUGCAGUUCAGUAAGAAUGCCACACGCGAGGUCAAUGGAUCUCUCAUGGAAACGUUAUGGAAAGCCCAUCCCGCGCUUACUGGAGGCGGUGCGGACUUGGUCAACUCCAACAAGAUUACCUAUGACCCCGCCGAGGUGUUUCAUCCAUCUGUCGGCUAUACUGGGCGAUACAUUCGCUACGGUAUUCGCGAGCACGCUAUGGCAUCUAUUUCGAAUGGCAUAGCAGCUUAUAGCCCAGGUACCUUUCUUCCAUUCACUGCCACAUUCUUCAUGUUCUACAUCUACGCUGCCCCAGGAGUUCGAAUGGGUGCUCUGAGCCACCUGCCUGUGAUUCAUAUCGCAACGCAUGACUCAUUUGCUGAAGGUCAAAAUGGCCCAACUCAUCAACCUGUCGAACUGGACUCUCUGUAUCGUGCUAUGCCGAACUUGACUUACAUCCGACCGUGCGAUGCAGAGGAAGUGAUUGGUGCUUGGAUGCUUGCUAUCUCAAAGACUACAGGUCCUUCCAUGCUUUCACUUGGGCGAGAUCCAGUUGGACCAGUUCCAAACACGGAUCGAUAUAAGGUUGCUAAGGGUGCAUACAUUGUCAAGGACGUUGAGAAUCCUGAUCUUAUCUUGGCUAGCUGCGGUACCAACUUGCCCCAUACUGUUGCGGCUUCUGAACGUCUACUCGCCUCAGGAGUCUCAACCAGAGUAGUGAGUACUCCAAGCUUCGACCAUUUCGACGCACAGGAUCAGUCGUAUCGAGAGACUGUAUUCCCGUUGGAUGGAACCCCCAUCGUGAGCGUUGAGGAGUAUGUUGCAACAACCUGGGCACGUUAUGUAACCGCAAGUGUUGGCAUGAAGAGCUACGGUUACUCGGCUUCUAACCCCAGCAACUAUAAUCGAUUUGGUCUUGAUGCUGCAGGCAUAGAGGCUAGAGUUAGGGGCUAUCUGAAGGACUUGGAUGGAAAAGAUGCUAGGAAAUCAGGAUGGCGAGCGAUUUAG